UUCUUUUGAAUCUUUCAACAGUGUUUAAAAUGAAGAAGUUCAAUUUCCGAAAAGUUUUGGAUGGCUUAACUGCCUCCUCUCCUGGCAGUGGCAGCAGCAGUGGCAGUAACAGCGGCGGGGCUGGAAGUGGUCCCUUGCAUCCAGGAGGGCCUGCAGGAGUUCUCAGAGAGGAAAUUCAGGAAACCCUAACUUCAGAGUAUUUCCAGAUUUGCAAGACAGUUCGGCAUGGUUUUCCUUACCAGCCUACAGCUUUAGCCUUUGAUCCAGUUCAGAAAAUCUUGGCUAUUGGGACAAGAACAGGUGCUAUACGGAUACUUGGGAGACCUGGUGUUGAUUGUUACUGCCAACAUGAAAGUGGUGCAGCUGUCUUGCAGCUCCAAUUCUUGGUUAAUGAGGGUGCUUUGGUUAGUGCAAGUUCAGAUGAUACCCUUCAUUUGUGGAACCUUAGACAAAAAAGGCCAGCUGUUCUUCAUUCUCUUAAAUUUAACCGAGAACGAAUUACUUACUGUCAUCUACCUUUCCAGAGUAAAUGGCUCUAUGUUGGAACAGAGAGAGGGAAUACACAUAUUGUAAAUAUUGAAUCUUUCAUUCUUUCCGGAUAUGUUAUCAUGUGGAAUAAAGCAAUUGAACUGUCCACCAAGACUCAUCCAGGUCCAGUAGUACAUUUAAGUGAUAGUCCAAGAGAUGAAGGGAAACUGCUAAUAGGUUAUGAAAAUGGUACUGUAGUAUUCUGGGACUUGAAAUCUAAAAGAGCGGAACUGAGAGUUUAUUAUGAUGAGGCUAUUCAUUCAAUUAAUUGGCAUCAUGAAGGCAAACAGUUCAUGUGCAGCCAUUCAGAUGGUAGCUUGACUUUAUGGAACCUGAAAAGCCCGAGCCGCCCUUUCCAGACCACAAUUCCGCAUGGAAAAAGUCAAAGAGAAGGAAGAAAAUCUGAAUCUUGUAAACCAAUUCUUAAAGUAGAGUACAAGACCUGCAGAAACAGUGAACCAUUCAUAAUAUUUUCUGGUGGACUGUCCUAUGACAAGGCCUGCAGAAGACCAAGUUUAACCAUUAUGCAUGGAAAAGCAAUUACAGUACUUGAAAUGGAUCAUCCUAUUGUUGAAUUUCUAACUUUAUGUGAAACACCCUAUCCAAAUGAAUUUCAAGAACCUUAUGCUGUUGCAGUACUACUGGAGAAAGAUCUCAUUGUAGUUGACCUGACACAGAGCAAUUUUCCAAUCUUUGAAAAUCCAUAUCCCAUGGACAUUCAUGAAUCACCAGUUACAUGCACAGCAUAUUUUGCCGACUGCCCUCCAGAUUUGAUUCUAGUACUCUAUUCUAUAGGAGUCAAGCAUAAAAAACAAGGAUACAGUAAUAAGGAGUGGCCAGUCAGUGGAGGAGCUUGGAAUCUUGGAGCACAAACAUAUCCAGAAAUUAUUAUUACUGGUCAUGCAGAUGGAUCAGUAAAAUUUUGGGAUGCUUCUGCAAUAACUCUGCAGAUGCUGUAUAAGCUAAAAACUUCAAAAGUCUUUGAAAAACAAAAAGUGGGAGAAGGCAAACAGUCAUGUGAAAUUGUAGAAGAAGAUCCAUUUGCCAUUCAGAUGAUUUAUUGGUGUCCGGAGAGCAGAAUAUUUUGUGUAUCAGGAGUCUCUGCAUAUGUCAUUAUUUAUAAAUUCAGCAGACAUGAAAUUACAACAGAAAUAGUGUCAUUAGAGGUACGACUUCAGUAUGAUGUUGAAGAUAUUAUUACCCCUGAUCCAGAAACAAGUCCUCCGUUUCCAGAUCUCUCAUCCCAGCUUCCUUCUUCAAGGAGUCUUUCCGGAAGCACUAACACUGUGGCUAGUGAAGGAAUAACAAAGGACAGUAUUCCAUGCCUGAAUGUUAAGACACGACCAGUGAAAAUGCCUCCAGGAUAUCAAGCAGAACUUGUUAUUCAGUUGGUAUGGGUAGAUGGUGAACCUCCUCAACAGAUUACCAGUCUUGCUGUAAGCUCAGCAUAUGGAAUAGUUGCAUUUGGAAACUGCAAUGGGUUGGCAGUGGUGGAUUUUAUACAGAAGACAGUACUGUUAAGCAUGGGGACUGUUGAUCUGUAUAGAUCAAGUGACUUAUACCAGCGACAGCCACGGUCUCCUAGAAAGAACAAGCAGUUCAUUGCAGACAACUUUUGCAUGCGUGGCCUGUCUAACUUUUAUCCUGAUUUAACGAAACGGAUCCGUACUUCCUAUCAGAGUUUGACUGAACUGAAUGACAGUCCAGUUCCCCUGGAACUUGAGCGCUGUAAAUCUCCCACCUCAGUCAAAGGAUCAAGAAAGUUAAGUCUGCCAACAGAUCUUAAGGCUGAUCUUGACCAUGUAAAUGGACACUGCACAAGUCCAACUUCUCAAAGUUGCGGAUCUGGAAAACGUCUUUCUAGUGCUGAUGUUUCAAAAGUAAAUCGCUGGGCUCCUGGAAGACCACCAUUUCGAAAGGCACAGUCAGCUGCUUGCAUGGAGAUUUCUUUACCAGUUACAGCAGAAGAAAACAGAGAGAAUUCCUAUAAUCGUUCUAGAAGCUCUAGUAUCUCCAGUAUUGACAAAGAUUCAAAAGAAGCAAUUACAGCAUUAUACUUUAUGGCAUCCUUUGCACGGAAAAAUGACUCUGCCAUCUCCCCUUGUCUGUUUGUUGGAACUAGUCUUGGAAUGGUGUUGAUCAUUUCCCUAAACCUACCAAUAUCAGAUGAACAGAGGUUUACAGAACCAGUCAUGGUACUGCCAAGUGGUACAUUCCUGUCAUUGAAAGGAGCUGUACUAACUUUUUCUUGUAUGGACCGAACUGGUGGUUUAAUGCAACCACCAUACGAAGUUUGGAGGGAUCCAAACAGUACAGAUGAAAAUGAAAAAUCUUGGAGAAGGAAAUUGAUCAUGAAUCCUUCAUCUUCAUCCCAAGAAAUAGGAGAUCAUCAUUAUACAAUAAUCUGUUCAGAAAAACAAGCCAAAGUCUUCUCAUUGCCUUCUCAGACCUGCCUUUAUGUUCAUAACAUCACUGAGACAUCUUUUAUACUGCAAGCCAAUGUGGUGGUCAUGUGUAACAGUGCCUGCUUGGCAUGCUUUUGUGCUAAUGGGCACAUCAUGAUAAUGAGCCUACCUAGUCUUCGUCCAAUGUUGGAUGUUAAUUAUUUGCCACUGACAGACAUGAGGAUAGCACGGACAUUUUGUUUUACCAAUGAAGGACAGGCAUUAUACCUGGUCUCUCCUACUGAAAUUCAACGGUUGACCUACAGCCAAGAAAUGUGUGAUAAUUUACAGGACAUGCUAGGAGAUUUGUUCACCCCCAUAGAGACACCAGAAGCUCAAAAUAGAGGAUUUCUGAAGGGACUUUUUGGUGGAAGUGGACAAACAUUUGACAGAGAAGAGCUAUUUGGGGAAGCCACAGCAGGAAAAGCGUCCCGCAGCCUUGCACAGCACAUCCCUGGACCAGGCAGUAUAGAAGGAAUGAAAGGUGCUGCUGGAGGGGUGAUGGGGGAGCUGACCCGAGCCCGGAUUGCACUAGACGAGAGAGGACAGAGGUUGGGAGAGCUGGAAGAGAAGACUGCAGGCAUGAUGACCAGUGCAGAAGCGUUUUCCAAACACGCACAUGAGUUAAUGCUGAAAUAUAAGGAUAAGAAAUGGUACCAAUUCUAAACUUCUAAGGAAGCUGUGACUGCUUUGAGAAACCAUUAUUCAGGGAGACCAAAUUUAUUCCCAGCAUCACUAUUCAACUACUAGAAGUCAGUUUCUUCUACAGAAUGUUCCAUUACAGUCCACUGAAGUUAUUGUAAAGGAGACUUAUCAAAGACAAUGUACAACCCAAAGGCUGGAACCUGGUUAAAACCCAAGGUAAUGGCUGAAUAUGCCUGUUCCCAUGUGGAAUGGAGCUAUCCUCUUAGCAUGUGAUUUGCUAAAGAUUUACAUUUAGAAACUAUGGGGAGUCCUUUUGAUUUGAAAUUCCUGUACAAACAAAAGCAUUAAUGCACUUAAUGAAAAAAUCUUUGCAUGAUAAAUUAACAUCUUAAGAGGAAAAGAAAAAAAGCAUGUGUGACAGAAGAAAAAGAUUUAUGAUAAACUAUUUUUAUAAAUUGGGCCACACCCAACAAUUUAAAAAAAUCUGCAUUAGAAGAUAUCAAUGCAUCUCAAAUAUAUUUCCCACACCCAAUGAAAAACAAACAAAAACCCAGAGUUUUCUUCUCAUCUGUACAUUAUUAUACUUAGAAUACUGAAUUCUUAAAAGAAGAGCUUGAUUAAUGUUCUUCUCUCUCCAUUGUAUUUUACACCAUUCACAGUUCUCAGUCAUAAUCAAGUAUUGCUAGUACAGUAAAUUAUUCCCAGCACAGUUAUUGCCAUUUCUAUCACCUUCAGAAUGGGUUGCUAUUUUUAGUCACUAAAUCAUACAGGGUUGGAUCUCCUUAAAGCAUUUUUUUCAGCCUGGUUUGUACUCAGCAAGGGAAUUGGCUAUAGGUUUGGGGAACUCGACUCUUAGAACAAGGCAGAUAGCUUUGAGAACUAAUUUCACAAAGAGUGAAAUUUCACAUAUCCCAGUUUCGGUUUCUAAAAUGAUAUAUUUUUAAAGCUCCAUUUGUAUCCAUGUGUGUCAGUUACACAGUAUAUUACUGUUCAAACCCAGUAGGGUCUACAAUCCCAAGGUGCUUUUGCAGCCUGACAUUCACAGACCAAACUGGUCAUUCUCUUUAGCAUGAUUCAGUAAAACCUCAGUUAAUGUAUUGGGAAAUUAAUUCUGAUUUAUUACAUUUCUGAUUAACAAGGGCUUUUACUAGAAAAUACUUUUUAGUUUAGUAUUCAAUAGAAAAUAUUCAUAAAAUGUGGUUUUGCUGUCUUGGCUUCACUCAUCAUUAUGAACAACCAAAGUACAUAGAGUUUUUAUGACAAAAAAAUCAAUAAUUUUGUCAUUAAUCAAGUCAACUAAUAUAAGCUACAAAAUUAUAUCAGUAAAUACCAAAUUCAUAUCCCUUACUUAAAAUUCAAGUAUAGAGCACCCCACAAGAUAAAAGUUAUCCAUUUGUUACAAUGGAUAACUUUUCUGUUACGAAAAGUACUAGAGCUUGAAUAAAAGACAACUACUAGUACUAUUUAACAUGAUUCUGGAAGUCAGAAUGCAAAGGAAAGCAUAUAUGUACUUUAGGACCCAUCUAAUAUGCUGUUCCUUCAGAAACAAUCUUUUUUUAAUGUUACAGGUUUGACGUACUGAAUUUUGAUGAAUCAAGGUCUUACUGGAUUUACAUUUGAGUUUCUUAAGAAUUUGUACAGUCUGGGUUAUUUUCAUAGACAAAAUUUUUGUUUGUUU
Fukomys damarensis (Damara mole-rat) is the source of this 5295-nucleotide messenger RNA. RefSeq names its product syntaxin binding protein 5 like (gene Stxbp5l). Gene Ontology annotation, molecular function: syntaxin binding; GTPase activator activity; myosin II binding. The coding region runs from base 30 to 3638 and encodes 1202 amino acids. The record is from RefSeq and is a predicted model, not a curated record. The transcript has 28 exons. NCBI's taxonomy places the organism in Eukaryota, Metazoa, Chordata, Mammalia, Rodentia, Bathyergidae. Gene Ontology annotation, cellular component: SNARE complex; cytoplasm; plasma membrane. Gene Ontology annotation, biological process: regulation of protein secretion; regulation of exocytosis.